UUUAAUAUAUUUUUCUUAAGUUUUGGUAAAUAAAUAUAUAUAUUUUUUUUAAGGAGGAAGAGAAGAAUAUGUGGAAUAGAAGAGUUAGGGUGCCACCGAAAUGUUGGGGAUUUCACAAUCAUUUUGUGGUUUAGAAUUUAUAGUUGUGAAAAUUCUCUUUUUGUUAUACUAAACAGAAGCUGAGUCGUAAUGAACCUGUACUUGUUCAUGAACUUAAUUAAUAAAAAAAUUAAGCAUAAUAAAUCUCCUAAUUUUUUGGUCUAAAAUCUAAGAUCCGAAACUUCAAACUAGUCAGAGAUAAGAAAUAAAAGCAUCUGAAUAUUACUAGGGAAAUUCGUAACUGAAGCCUGAAUAUGCGGCACUUGUCAUCACCAAGCCUUCAAAUAUAUAAGUCAUUUGUUACACUCUCACAUAUCACAUGCAAAAGCUUCGAGUCUUUUGAUUCUCUUUGAUCAAGAACUUUCUCUUUGUUUCUCUUGCGAUCGAUAUAUUUUCUCUGUUAUACAGUCUCUCUAUAUAAGCUGCAUUAGGGUUUCAGUCUGAUUAUGAGUUUUCGAGGUUUUUCGAGUAGUUUGGAUUGAGAUUUUGGGUUGAAAGAAGGGACUAAUUAGCUAAAGGGCCAUUGUUUGGGGUGAAAUAUUCUUGUUCAAUUUUCCACCAUAAAUGACAAAAGGGUUUUUCGUGUUUUCUAGUUUUCCGGCAACUUUUGUGAACUGGCCUACUACAUUGCUGUUUGUGAUUACCGGUCCACGCUCUUCCUCAUCACCGGAGUCCGGCUCAACAAUUUCAAGAGCAGUGAUUAAGUUUCGUAAAAGAUGAUAAGCGAAGCCCCUAACCGAGACAUUGAAGGAGCUGAAGUUGUGGAUACAAACAUCCAUGAGAUAACUCAGGAGUCCAAACCCACUGUCAAAAAGAGAGUAGGAGGAUGGAAACUUGCACUUAUCUUGCUAGCGAACCAAGGCCUAGCAACACUAGCUUUCUUUGGUGUAGGAGUGAACUUGGUUUUGUUUCUGAUCAGAGUUCUUGAUCAAGAAAGUGCCACUGCGGCAAACAACGUUAGCAUAUGGACUGGAACUGUUUAUUUGUUCUCUCUAGUUGGAGCAUUCCUCAGUGACUCCUAUUGGGGUCGUUACUUAACCUGCGCAAUCUUUCAAGUCAUCCUUGUUCUGGGCUUGGGGCUAUUAUCCUUGACGUCUUGGCUGUGGCUGAUCCAUCCGCAUGGUUGCGGUGGUGUAGGCAAUUACUGCCAGCCAACAUCCAAAGUAGGUGUGGCUCUCUUUUACCUAUCAAUAUAUCUAAUAGCACUUGGAUACGGUGGCCACCAACCAACUAUUGCAACAUUUGGAGCAGACCAAUUCGACGAGAGUGAUCCCAAACAACAAUUUUCGAAAGCAGCUUUCUUUGCUUACUUCUACUUUGCACUCAACGUUGGGUGUCUUUUCUCAAACACCAUAUUGGUUUACUAUGAGGAUAAAGGUUUAUGGACUCUGGGGUUUCUGGUGUCAUUAGGAUCUGCUAUCUUAGCCCUAGUGUCAUAUUUGGCAGCAUCACCUGGGUAUCGCUACAUAAAACCAUGUGGCAACCCGUUGCCACGCGUGGCUCAGGUAUUCGUGGCUGCCUUUAGAAAAUUGAGUGUUGCUCCAACCAGCCCGGAUAAUCUUUAUGAGCUGGAAGGAACAAAAUCUGCAAUCAAAGGGAGUAGAAAGAUUCUCCACAGUAAUGAGAUUUUGUUUUUGGACAAGGCAGCGACAAUAACCGAGAAGGAUCAAACUGCAGACGAAACGAAUCCAUGGAGGCUUUGUACUGUAACUCAAGUUGAGGAAGCGAAAUGCGUACUAAAAAUGCUACCUGUUUGGCUUUGCACCAUAAUUUACUCAGUGGUGUUUACACAGAUGGCUUCACUUUUUGUGGAGCAAGGUGAUGUGAUGGAAUCCCACAUCGGAAAGUUUCACCUUCCGGCCGCCAGCAUGUCUGUAUUUGACAUAUGCAGUGUCUUUAUCUGCACAGGACUUUAUCGCAAUUUCCUUGUGCCUUUAGCCGGAAGGUUAAGUGGGAACCCAAAAGGCUUAUCCGAGCUUCAAAGAAUGGGUGUAGGGCUUAUUAUUGGAUUGUUGGCAAUGGUUGCGGCCGGUGCCACGGAAAUUGCUAGGCUCAGAGGUGUUACACCAGGUGAGAAGGUAAGCUCACUAAGCAUAUUUUGGCAAAUCCCACAAUAUGUUCUUGUUGGUUCUUCAGAAGUUUUUAUGUAUGUGGGACAACUAGAGUUCUUCAAUGGACAAGCCCCGGAUGGGAUUAAAAGCUUUGGAAGUUCAUUGUGCAUGGCGUCGAUAUCUCUCGGAAACUAUGUGAGCAGCUUACUAGUUAACAUAGUAACGCAUAUUACAGCUAGAGGUGGAGACCCUGGUUGGAUCCCAAAUAAUCUGAAUGAAGGUCAUUUGGAUAGAUUCUACUUCCUCAUUGCAAUUCUAACAGCUUUGGAUUUUGUGGUUUAUUUGUUUUGCGCUAAGUGGUAUAAGGGCAUCAACCUCCAAGGCUCCGAGCAGGAGAUUGAGAUCAUGGAAGAUCAGAAGGGCAAUGAUCUCCAAGGUUCUGAGCAGAGAACUCAGAUCACGGAAACUCAACAUGGAAGUUCAUCAAAUCAGGAAAAAUCACAAGAUGAGGCAGCGCUCAACAUAGUUUAGACCUUAAGUUUUAUGUUCCUUAUUUUAUGUUCUUUUGUGGCAGUCUUUCCCUUGUUUUGUGUUUGAAUGUAAGCUGAAGUUUUAAAAUAAAGAUAUUGCAGAGUAGAGGAUGACUUCUCCUUUUUUCA
Messenger RNA from Pyrus x bretschneideri (Chinese white pear), 2809 nucleotides. RefSeq names its product protein NRT1/ PTR FAMILY 7.1-like. Gene Ontology annotation, cellular component: membrane. The record is from RefSeq and is a predicted model, not a curated record. NCBI's taxonomy places the organism in Eukaryota, Viridiplantae, Streptophyta, Magnoliopsida, Rosales, Rosaceae. The transcript is spliced from 5 exons. Gene Ontology annotation, molecular function: transmembrane transporter activity. The coding region runs from base 816 to 2681 and encodes 621 amino acids. Gene Ontology annotation, biological process: transmembrane transport.